AUGAAAGAUGAUCAAUGGUUCAAGGUUCCUGUCAUCCCUGGUGCACUUUUUGUUAAUCUUGGUGAUUUUUUGGAGAGAUCAGUUAACAACGGAUUUCUUAUUUCUAAUUCUCAAAAUACUACAUUUUUGGAGUACUUUCCAAAAAAAAACAUUGUUGUAGAGAUUAGUGAAAGCACAAUAUCCCACAUCGGUCAAGAAAAAAGAGCAAGCAUUAUAUUUAAAGCAUCAGUCUUAAAUGAUGGCUUUAAAAUGCAGUUGAUGAGUAAUGAGAUAUUCAAGAGUGUAAUACACAGGGUGAUUCCAAAUUCAAAGAAGGAAAGGUUUACAGUGGCAGCAUUUUAUUUUCCAAACCCAGAUGGUGAAGUGGGACCUGUAAAUCAACUGAUAUGCAACAAUGAACCACAGUUGUAUAAAAGAGUGUCCACUCAAACAUACAGAAACCUCUUCUUUGAGACAUACCCUACAGGCAAAAGGGUCAUUGAUGUUCUCAAAUCUAGUUUAAUUUGUAUUCUUAAUUUCUUCAUACUUUUGUCUGCAUCAUCAACUUUCUUUACUCAAACUAUCCCUUCUUCUAAAUGUUGUACUUUGAUGUGGAGUGUUUUUUUUUUCUUCUAA
Amaranthus tricolor (Joseph's coat) is the source of this 615-nucleotide messenger RNA. RefSeq names its product S-norcoclaurine synthase 1-like. The record is from RefSeq and is a predicted model, not a curated record. The transcript is spliced from 4 exons. Lineage: Eukaryota; Viridiplantae; Streptophyta; Magnoliopsida; Caryophyllales; Amaranthaceae. Bases 1 to 615 code for a protein of 204 amino acids.